AUGACGAUGGCAGUGAUGCAGCCUUUGAUGUCAAACAACAUGUGGAGCACAAAUCUCUGUGACUGCUGCGACGACAUGAGCAUAUGCUGCUGUGGCCUUUGGUGUUACCCUUGCUUGGUCGGCAGCACUCUCUCGGACGUCAAUGAAAAUAGUUGUUUAGGAUGCUGUGGUUGUGGAUGCCCUUCCCCUGUCCACCUGGCCCUGCGCUACGGAGUCAGGAAGCAGUACGGCAUAGAGGGUUCUCUCUGCAGUGAUUGGUGCAAAGUGGCCUGUUGCAGCGUGUGUUCCAUGUGCCAGGUUGCCCGUGAGAUCAAGCGCCGCAAAGCACAACAGGCAACUACUACUGUGAUCAAUGUCCAACCUGUUCACAUGCCAAUGGCCAGUGUGGGUGAUGCAUUGGCUGCCGGCCUCAGCCAGGACAGCUCUAUUCAUCAGUGA
This is a messenger RNA of Engraulis encrasicolus (European anchovy), 438 nucleotides long. RefSeq names its product placenta-specific gene 8 protein-like. The coding region runs from base 1 to 438 and encodes 145 amino acids. NCBI's taxonomy places the organism in Eukaryota, Metazoa, Chordata, Actinopteri, Clupeiformes, Engraulidae. The record is from RefSeq and is a predicted model, not a curated record. The transcript has 4 exons.